CGUCACAAUGGAGUCAGUGGAAUUACCAGAAGAAGUUCCUUUACGUGCGCAAUUUACGGUUGAUGAUUUAGAUAUUGAAAUAUUACCACUUAUAUAUGAAAUAAUUCGAAGUGUUGAAAAAGACCCACAUGAUACCACACAGAAGGCCAAAGAAUCUCAGGAUACAAGUCAUAAGAUAUUAGAGCUUCAGAAAAAAUUAGAUUCUGCAAGAGCACAGAUUAAAAGGUUGCCAGGAAUAGAAUACAGCAAAGAAGAACAAUUGCAGAAGCUAGAAACUCUUCGCAAACAGCUCAGGCUUAAACGGGAGCUUUUAUUAAAAUAUCGUAAUAUGUGCACAUUUGAAGUUCCAAAAGUAUAGACAUCUGCUUCAUUCCUGGUAAACGGAAAA
Dufourea novaeangliae is the source of this 388-nucleotide messenger RNA. It is a transcript of the gene MED9, whose product is annotated as mediator of RNA polymerase II transcription subunit 9. Gene Ontology annotation, biological process: regulation of transcription by RNA polymerase II. Gene Ontology annotation, cellular component: mediator complex. Gene Ontology annotation, molecular function: transcription coregulator activity. The transcript has 3 exons. NCBI's taxonomy places the organism in Eukaryota, Metazoa, Arthropoda, Insecta, Hymenoptera, Halictidae. The record is from RefSeq and is a predicted model, not a curated record. Bases 8 to 358 code for a protein of 116 amino acids.